CGACACCGGGAAAUGUGAGAGAUUCCAAAGAAUGCUCCACCUCAAAUUCCUCUAAAACCAACUCCUCAAGAAUGGCAGUCCUCAGAAACCUCCACCGCCGCGAAGCUACGGCUGCCGGAACCGGUGUGGCCAGCUUGGGGUUGCGAUACGGAGGCUGUUUGCGUGACACCCCCCUCCACCUCCCGCCUCCUCCCGCCGCGUGGUUGCCGUGGCAACGGAAGAGAGCCGGCGACCUGGGUUCCGGAAGCCGGAGUGCUGGAGCUUGGAAGCUACCCUGGUCCAAGGAUGCUGAGUCCCGAGCGCCUAGCCCUACCGGACUACGAGUAUCUGGAAGUCUUUUCCGGGACAAGGAAAGAUCUCCUGCCAGAGAAAUUAGGUUAGGAACUCAGCAGCAUCUUCAGAGAGCCAUGGCCCAAGUGCUGGCAACUCUCGAGGCCUGUGUAGCUGUCCUUUCAUCUCCCCACCUAGUCGGUACUUCACACUCAGCCACCUCCCUCCCCCAGCCUGUCUGGUCCUUGACCAUUUUUAACAGUGUAUGUCAGGGAACUCACAUUCUCUUUCGGGAAUUCAGCUUCAUCCAGGCCACCCCUCACAAUAGGGCAUCAUUCUUACGGGCCUUCUGGAAAUGCUUCCGAACUGUGGGCAAAAAUGGCGAUUUGCUGACCAUGAGAGAGUAUCACUGUUUGCUGCAACUGCUGUGCCCGGAUUUCCCACUGGAGCUCACUCAGAAAGCGGCCAGGAUCGUGCUCAUGGAUGACGCCAUGGACUGCCUGAUGUCUUUUUCAGAUUUCCUUUUUGCCUUCCAGAUCCAGUUUUACUACUCAGAAUUCCUGGAGAGCGUGGCCGCCAUCUAUCAGGACCUGCUGGCGGGCAAGAACCCCAAUACGGUGAUUGUGCCGACGUCAUCCAGCGGGCAGCACCGUCAGCGGCCCCCUUUGGGUGAGGCGAGCCUGCUGGAGGGAGUGGAGGCCUCGCUGUUCUCCCAGUGCCUGGAGAACUUGUGCGACCGGCACAAGUACAGCUGUCCACCCCCAGCACUUGUCAAAGAGGUACUAAGCAACGUUCAGAGACUGACCUUCUACGGAUUCCUUGUGGCUCUUUCAAAGCAUCAUGGAAUCAAUCAAGCCCUAGGAGCUUUGCCUGACAAAGGGGACCUGAUGCACGACCCAGCCAUGGAUGAGGAGCUGGAACGGCUGGUGGUGAGGUCGAGGCUGCACUGGACCUCGCGGCAGCACAGGGCCGAGGAGCCAGGGGCCUUUGGUUUUCAGAGAAGAGACAAGCUGGAGGCCCCGGAGAGCAUGCCCUCCGCUUCGGCACCAUCGCCCUACCCAUGUCGGUGGGAGCCCAGAGAGUGAGCCAGGGGCCUGCACUGGGCAGGGAGACGGGAUCCAGAAAGGACACGACUUCACUCAGACCAAGAGCGGCCCAGGGCCCUGCCAAGGAUUUAUUUGACACCACUCUGUUUCAAUACAAACAGUCCAGAAAGAAAGUCAAGUCCCUUUGGGGGAGGGGGCAAGGGAAGAAUGGUCUGUGUGGCUUAGGAGCCCAUCCCCUGUCCCCCAGUGGGCAGGGUGGGCCCAAACAGGCAGCACAGCAGGGGGAGAGGGCACCGGGGAUGACACAGUGCACGGCCAGGGGACAAGGCCUGCAAUUCUUUCGGUUUCUCACGCUCUCACUAGGGGGGGUGCUGUCCAGGCCCCCCUUAAGACCAGGAUGAUACAGAAGAAAGCUGAGCCCCCAAAGCCUGCUUCUGUCCCUCAUGCCCUCUGGUUCCUUGGCCAGCAUUACGCUCACAGCAUCCAGAGCAGGGCACAGGGCAGAUGAGACCCAGCAUGGCCACCAAGCAGGGGAAGAAGGGACAGAGGGGCCUGUGCUCCACACCGGGUGGGAUGGAAGGACUCCGAGACACUCAGGAGCAGCAUCCCUCAAGUGAUCACUGUAAAAAGGGGUGGUGAGACAGGACACGACCACUCGGGCCUCCAGUCUGAUCCCAAGUAAAACCUUUAGGUACUGGGUCAAGUUUCUAGCCCUUAAUAAGGCCCGGACGAAGGUCCUUCCCCUCCCCUGCCAUCUCCUGGCAGCAGAAGAGGCCACUGGAGCAGCAAGAGCAGCAAGUCCAGAGCCUCCCUCCCCUGGGGGCUUGUCCACAACAGAACUCUUUCUAGACCUACCCAUGGGUUCCAGAGGAGGGGGGCCAAACCCCGGACAACCUGGAAGGAUCCUAGAGCUGGCAAAAAAGCCUUAUAUGUCUCACUUUCCCUACUUGGGGGAGGGAUGGACCCAGCAGAAGUUCGCCUGAGGGAACUCCUCCCCUCGCUCCCAGCGUGGCCAGACAAGGGAGCAGCAGCUUGGUUUGGGGGCGGGGGGGGG
Mustela lutreola (European mink) is the source of this 2370-nucleotide messenger RNA. RefSeq names its product centriolar satellite-associated tubulin polyglutamylase complex regulator 1 (gene CSTPP1). NCBI's taxonomy places the organism in Eukaryota, Metazoa, Chordata, Mammalia, Carnivora, Mustelidae. The record is from RefSeq and is a predicted model, not a curated record. The transcript is spliced from 9 exons. The coding region runs from base 72 to 1355 and encodes 427 amino acids.